AUGGCAGCAACUGAUGUCAAAGAAAUUCGUACUCCUCCGUUAACUUCCAACUCCGAUCCACCUCCCAUUUUUGACGGAGACACCAGGUUGUACAUCAGUUAUACUUGUCCCUACGCACAACGCGCAUGGAUCACUAGAAACUAUAAGGGACUUCAAGACAAGAUCAAAUUGGUUGCUAUUGAUCUUCAGGACAGGCCUGCUUGUUAUAAGGAGAAAGUUUAUCCAGAAAACAAGGUGCCAUCGUUGGAGCACAACGGAAGGGUCUUGGGAGAGAGUCUUGAUUUGAUCAAUUACAUCGAUGUCAACUUUGAAGGACCAUCUCUAGUUCCAACUGAUCCUGCCAAGAAAGAGUUCGGCGAGCAGUUGAUUUCUCAUGUUGGUGCAUUCACCAAAGACAUGUACUCUUCACUGAAAGGCGAUCCUAUAAAAGAAGCCGGUCCUGCCCUUGAUCACUUGGAGAAUGCUCUUACUAAGUUUGAUGAUGGGCCAUUCUUUCUAGGACAAUUCAGUUGGGUGGAUAUUGCCUAUAUUCCAUUUGUUGAAAGAUUCCAGAUAGUCUUUUCUGAGGUGUUCAAACAUGAUAUAACAGAAGGAAGACCUAAACUUGCAGCAUGGAUUGAGGCACUUAAUAAGAUUGAUGCUUAUACGCAGACAAAGGCUGGUCCAAAUGAAAUUGUUGAUAUUUUCAAGAAACUUUUUCUGCCUCAACAGUGA
Lathyrus sativus (Indian pea) is the source of this 714-nucleotide messenger RNA. The record is from the annotation of a GenBank genome assembly. Lineage: Eukaryota; Viridiplantae; Streptophyta; Magnoliopsida; Fabales; Fabaceae.